AUAUUCCUGUGCUCAUUCGACACUUAUCAUUGAAUUGAGAUUGAGUCUGGAAAUACAAUACGAAGCUAUUCUCCCAUUCCCCAACUCCAUAAAUGUGUAAGCAAAUUCUGUCUCAAAUACUGUGAUGAAAUACUGUUGAAAAUGUCUGGCUGGCCAAAGCGAGUGCCAACAUUCAAGUGCGCCGUAUUCGGCCACGAGGGAUGCGGGAAGACCGCCUUUAUCCAGCGCCACUUGACGGGCGCGUUCGAGCAGGAGUAUCUGCCCACGCACGGGAUCGUGGUGAUCAAGCUGCUGUUCAACACCAGCCGCGGGCCCAUCUGCUUCGAGAUGUGGGAGAGGGGCGGGGCGGAGUACAACCCGCUUCCGAAUUCAUUCUUCAAGAAGAUCAAGUGCGCCAUCCUGAUGUUCGACGUGGGCAUAAAUGAGCCGUUCGCUAACUUCGACACACACUACUCUCUGUUAAACAUGGUUCCUGCGCACGUCCUGAGAACCAUCUGUGUCAACAAGACCGACAUCAAGCCGUCCAAGAAGAACCGACUGCGACUGACCAUUUUCCGCUCCACAAAGAUUUCCGUUAAAACCAAUCUGAACAUAGAGAAGCCCUUUGAGUACUUCGCGCGCAGACUGUUCAAGGACCGAUCGCUGGAGCUCAUCCCCAGGCCAGAAAUGUUGCCGGCUCAAGUGCGGCUCCGUGGCCAGGACAUGCUACGCCAACGGGAGUCGGGGGCCUGGGCAGAGCAAUCAGAAACAGAUGAAGACCAUUAAGAUCUUACACAGACCCACCAGACACCAGACGCAGCACCGAGGGCAGACCACAGACAAGCAGACAACAGCAGCACACUCUCAAGGGUAAGG
This is a messenger RNA of Drosophila obscura, 855 nucleotides long. Its product is annotated as GTP-binding nuclear protein Ran-like. The transcript has 2 exons. Gene Ontology annotation, biological process: protein import into nucleus; ribosomal subunit export from nucleus. Gene Ontology annotation, molecular function: GTPase activity; GTP binding. Gene Ontology annotation, cellular component: nucleus; cytoplasm. The record is from RefSeq and is a predicted model, not a curated record. Lineage: Eukaryota; Metazoa; Arthropoda; Insecta; Diptera; Drosophilidae. The coding region runs from base 142 to 765 and encodes 207 amino acids.